Molecule: messenger RNA, 195 nt
Organism: Fomitiporia mediterranea MF3/22
Lineage: Eukaryota; Fungi; Basidiomycota; Agaricomycetes; Hymenochaetales; Hymenochaetaceae
Exons: 2
Coding region: 1-195 (64 amino acids)
Source: RefSeq, a predicted model, not a curated record
AUGGUCAAAGAAACUAUUCGCAACGAAAAGGCGGUAAACUUGCCACGAACGAAUCGAGUGCCAGAAACGAGAGGACAUGGGCUGGAAACAAAGCAGCCAGUCGAGAAGCGUCCGGCCAUGAACAACAGGAAGGGUACAGCAAGCCGUGCUGUUGAUGAAACGGUAGCAGCAGCCUUCUUCCCCUGCUUCUUCUAA